Messenger RNA from Diospyros lotus (date-plum), 1749 nucleotides. RefSeq lists its product as uncharacterized. Bases 1 to 1749 code for a protein of 582 amino acids. The record is from RefSeq and is a predicted model, not a curated record. The transcript has 2 exons. Lineage: Eukaryota; Viridiplantae; Streptophyta; Magnoliopsida; Ericales; Ebenaceae.
AUGUCAGAGGUUCCACCAGAAAGGUUUCAUAUCCCAUCCAUCAAGCUCUGUGACGGAAGCACCGACCCCUAUGAUCACGUAGAACUUUUCUCCUCUCACAUGUUGGUGCAAUCGGGAUUUGACGAGAUGUGGUGCCGGGCAUUUUCGACUACUUUGGGAGGUUAUGCCCGGACUUGGUACUCUUGCCUUCCCCAUCAUUUCAUCAACAGCUGGGAAGAGCUGAAGACCUGUUUCCUAGCCCAUUACGCUCCCUUGAAGGGCCACCAGAAGUCUUCCAUGGCUCUGGUGAACAUCAAGCAAAAUCAAGGUGAAUCCCUAAGGGAUUUCGUGGCUAGGUUUAAUGAGGAGGCGUUGAGCAUUGACGAGUUUGAUCAGAGGAUCGCAAUGGUGGCUCUCCAGAAUGGCUUGAGGGCUGGACCAUUCGCCCAGUCCUUGGCUAAGACUCUACCUCGUACUUUCACAGAAGCCCUUACACGGGCUAACAAGUACAUUAACGCUGAAGAGGUGAUGAAGGUGAAGCGGGUUGAACAACCGGACAAGAAAGAAAGAGAAAAGGAGAAGAAAAAGUCUGUGGAUAAGAAUUAUUUGCGACGUCCUCCCCCGCUGAAGUCCCCACUUAACACUAGAAGCAAAAAAAGGUAUUGUCGCUUCCAUCGCGACCACGACCAUGAGACAGAGGACUGCAUCCAAUUGAAAGAAGAAAUACAGGAGCUUAUCAAUCGGGGUUACCUCCGCGAUUUCAUUAGUCGAGGAGGUGUGAACUCGGGCAAGGUAGAAUCCCAGCCGGAGCAAAGAAGAAAGUCUCCUACUCGUGAUCGCUUUCGAGAGCGAAGCAGAACACCGCCACAGAGAGAAGGAAAACAACCAGCCGAGGAGGGAGGACAUAAGUUUAUCUUGUACACGUUGGCGGCGGGAACAGUUCCGGGGCCUCACUCAACUGCUCCCAAGAGCGUGGUAAAAGAGAAGGUGGUCAUCGCGUUCUCUGAAGAGGAUCUUCCGAGCUACCCCAACUAUUCAGAUCCGUUGAUGAUCACUGCUCAAGUAGGAGAGUGGGAGAUGAGGCGAAUCCUCGUGCACCCGGGUAGCUUUUUGGAGAUUCUUUACAAGAGGGCAUUCCUAGGGAUGGGGUUCACUCUUGAUCAGCUGAGGCCAGUUCGUGUCCCCUUGGUGGGUUUUGAUGGAAUGGUGAUUCAUUUCGAGGGGUUGAUCCGGCUACCCCUGACGGUCAGUAGUGGCUCUCAUAAAUCUCAGGUGACGUUAGAUUUUUUGGUUGCUGAUGUGCCCUCAGCAUACAAUAUGAUCCUUGGUAGGUUCGGGCUUAGUGCUCUGAGGGCGGUACCAAGCACAUAUCACAUGGUGUUGAAAUUCCCUACUCUAGGAGGGAUUGGCAAGGUAAGAGGGGUCCAACGGCAGGCUAGGGAAUGCUACGUAGCCUUUUUGAGUGCUACUAUAGCCAAGGGGUCAGAGUCAGACUCAAGGCCGAACCAGGAUGCUAUCCCUCAAGAGGUCAGGGCCAAAUGGGAUGAAACAGGGAAAAGCCUUACGUAUAGAAGCAGGUCAGAGAUCGGUAAGGGGGGAGGGACAGAGUCCUGUCGCUCCUCCCAUGGUGGUUACCAGUUUCAUCUUGGAAGGUCCGGAGGAGCCCAAGACCUCGGAGCCGGUGGACGAGCUCAAGGAAGUCUUGCUAGGGGAAGAGCCCGAUCGGACAAUGUAGAUCAGUUCCAAGUUACAGGAGCCCUUGCGGUCUGA